UUUCGAAUCAAAAGAAUAAGUUCGUGGGUAUAGCCGCUCGCGGACGGCGGUUGAGAAGGGAGGAGAAAAUCGUCGACCGCCGGGAUUGUGCAAUUUUUUUCUGGUUUGGUUUGGACUUCGCAGCCACCUGGUGAAGCCGUCGCCAUUGAGUUGCAGAGACGCGACGAAGAAGAGCUCUAUGGGUAUGCCGGCUAUCCCCUCUUAGCUUUUGCCCAUAACGCGCCGCCAAUUUAGUAUUCGAUGCUUGCGAAAAGAAGAGACUGAGAGAGAGCGAGAGAGAGAGAGAGAGAGAGAGAGAGAGAGUGCAUGAAAGCCACUGAACAAGAGGAGAUAAGGAGAUGCUUCAAUGGAGAGAACAUCUGCAGCUUGUGCCAUGGAAUGGAGCAUUGAUCUUGAGAAGGGUCUUCGAUCAAAGAAACCUGGUCAAUCUUUUGAAGCCAUACUACGGAUUGGACCAAGACUUGAGCUGUGGGACAGAGAGCCUGCAAUUAAUGUGGCGCAGUAUAACAUGUUUGGGUUAAUCCCAGGAGAGGAUAAGCUAUUUGCAAAUGCAAUCCUCCUUCGUCUUAUGGAUGCUUUUAGCUUGGGCGACACACAAACCAAGCUUUGUAUUGUAAAGCUUUUUUUAUCUCAGCUGAGGAACCAUAAAAGGAGAAGUGGGCAACAUAAUGGAAUCCUGUUCAAAUGUAGCUUAGAAAACCGGAAAGAGUUGCUUAGGCGAGUAAAAGUUGCAUUUGACAUGGGAGAUGUUGAAUCAAGAGCACUUGCUUUAGUUAUAUUUGGUUGCCUGGCUGAUGUUGCAAAGGACAGUGCUGAUGUCCGUUACCUUGUACUUUCUAGUUUAGUCUCACAUGAACUUUUGCAGGUAGAGGCAUCCUUAUUUGCUGGGGGAUGCUUUGCUGAAUUGUCUGAAGAUUUUGGCUCCAUACUUUUGGAGAUAUUGAUUAAUCUGGUGACAUCAUCUGAAACAUCAUCACCUGUAAGAUUAGCAGGAGUGCGAACUCUUGCAAAACUGGGGUGCUCAUCUUCACAUGCAUGUAAAGCUUACAAGGAAGGUCAAAAGCUGGUUUUAUGUUCUUCAGAAGAAGAUUUCUUGGUUGCAAUGCUAAUUUCACUUUCAAAACUUGCUUCCAGAGCUGCAUGCCUGAUUCCUGUACAGGUGGAUUUACUCUUCUCUUUUCUAACCCAAGAGAAACCUUUGCGUUUGCGAGCUACGGCGUUAAAAUGUCUGCAUUGUAUCACUGUAAGAGGAAUGUACCAUUUUCCUGCUAAUGCUGUUUUAAUCAGCACAUUGGCAUGCAUCCUAGAUGAACACGAACUUCCACCAGUCUUGCAAUGUGAAGCUCUCCAAGUUCUGCACAAGGUCCUCUUAUAUAACCUAGCUACUAUGUCUUAUGUGGACAUGCUUGAGUUUUCCCAGCUUUUAAAUGUUCUUGAAAAUGCUACUCAAUCUCCUAUCAUGGAAAGGAGACUAACAGCCAUCAGUAUUAUAGUUGAUGUAUUGGGUAAGCUCAUGCGAAAGAAAGAGAAGGCUUUAGAAGAAAGUGAUUCUGUUGCUAUACCAUCCAGGAUAUUGUCAUUAAUUACAAAUCAGAUCAACUUGCUGGUUAAGCCUGUACCAAGUCUUCACGAACUUGGUUCAAAAAUAAGACAAGAUGUUAAAAGCUUGUUCCAUGUUCUUCUUGUUCUGGUUGAAAAUUAUCCAGAUCUGAGUGAUAUGGUGGUGGAUAACAUUUGUUCACUUGUGGAAAACAUGAUGAAUGAGCGUGAAGAGUUUUUGGGCAGAGUGGAACCUGACCUACCAGAUCAAGAGAUCAUAAAUUUGGGAGGAGAAAGUAGCAAGUUUAUGACAUCAAAGCUCUUGCUUUAUGUGCCCAGUGUUUUGAUUGCUUGCUUUGAACAUUUUAAUGAAGCCAGUGCAACUACUGCUACUCCAGCCCUUAAUAGAGUGGAGCUUCUCACCAAACAUGUACAAGAAUGCAGCUUAUUCGAUUGCUUUACCCGCACGGUCUGUGCUUCUUUGUUGCAUUCCCACAUCACCUACCCUUGCAUUUUGAAUGAAGCAGAGAAAAAUGAUAAUCUUGAUGGAAACAUGUCCAUUUCUUUUCAGCAAUACUUUGUUCAUAAUGAAAUUCUUGCCCUUGACUGUGCAAAGAAUAUGUUAGCAAGAAAGGAUAACUGGUCUGCUUACAAGCUUGGGAAAUUUGCAGCAUGUCAGGGAGCAUGGUUCAGUGCCGCUUUUAUUUUUGAGCAUCUCUCAGCAAUUGUUCAAUCUGAUACCUGUUGUUGGUGGUUAAAAUCUCUGAUUGAGUUUGCUCAUGCUGAAUGGAAAGUUGAAUCGGUCAAUUUACCAGACCAAGGUUUUAGUUUAGCAAAUCAGUUAGAGAUUGAAAAAUCAGCUGUCAUGUCUUUCAGCAACAAGUUGGACGCAACAGACCAAGGCAUGUAUUGCAAACAGGGGUUACCUAACAACAUUGAAAAUCUUGUGGAGGCUUCUAAGGUUCUUCGUUCUCUAGAGGAAACAAUGGGAGCCAUGGUGAUACCAGGUCAUGCUUUUUGUUUCCAGAGAUUGUUUUUGGCUCUUAGAGCAAAUGUUCUGCAAUCUGUGGCUGAUACCCUAAAGCUCUACCAUGUUCCAUUCACACAGGAUAAUGGUAUCACAGUUGAUACACCAAGUUUUUUGCAAUGGGUAACUUCCAUGGCAUGCUCUCUCAAUCAAAUAGCUUCCCAGUUUAAUAGGCUAGCACGUGAAUUUGAUCUAAUUGCCACAUCUUUCUUGGGCAUGGACAACCAAAGUUUGGAAACCAUUUCAGUACAUGCACUUAGUUGUUCAUUAUUAGCCUUCAUUUCUGGAUUUUCCCUUUUCUUUCCAAGAUUACAUAGUGACCAUAUAUUGGAAUUGUCAGAGGAACGUUUAUUUGGUAUACUUAUACAGGAUCUGGUCUGGCGGCUGCAACAAACAGACUGUGAAACCAGCAGAAAACUUGGGUUACUUUGGAACAUUCGUAGAUGGCCCAAGAGCUCUAUUUUACCACCCCGAAGUCAAAUAUUGAAGAUUAGUUAUGUAGCAAGAGGCCUUCUUACAGCUUGUAGUUAUGCUGUCACAGGGGUGGUUGCUUUGCAAAAUGAGGCAAAUAAAGGGAAGAAUGAUGAAAUUCUAUACCAAGUUGCUAAGGAUGGCUUGCAACUUCUGUUGAACAUAAUUAUAAAAUGGAUGCUCAUCCCUUUCCAGACUCCCCGUCAGUUCUUCCGAGUAAGGCCUUGCAUUUUAUCUGAACUAUUUGCUUUAAACAGUGACAGUAAAAGUUCAGCUGAGAUAACAGUCUUGCCAGGCUCUCAUCUGUCCCUAAGCCUUUGUCUUCAAUUGAAAAAUGUACCGGUAGAUCUCCGAGUUACUUGGACCAAGCUGUAUUGCAUCCUUUGUUGUAGAACAUCUUUCCAGGUACCCCCUCCGGGAACAACUAAUGGGCAAAUUCAGUUGGGUAGUCGUGAUCAAGAGCCUGAUGACAUGGUUUAUUUAAACGAUAAGUUAUUGCAGUAUGUAAAAGGGUGCGCAAAAAAUGCCAACAGCAUGCAGUAUAGACGUAAUGCUGGUGAUCGUGAAGGUGUUGAGGCGUGUGUGUACUUCGAACCUAAUGAGAGAGGGCAAGGAUUCUCUACUUGCUUGCUUGAUGUUUCUGGUUUUCCUCCGGGUUCUUACAGAAUCAAAUGGCAGACCUGUUGUGUCGACAGCGAAGGCUCAUAUUGGACCCUUCUUCCUUCUAAUGACGGCCCUGUCUUCCACGUACAGAAAUGUGACUAAAGAUUGGCAACAUCAAGGCUUCCCUUCGUUCUCAACUUGAAACAACUCAGAAACAUCGCUUGCUGAACCAUAUGAGACUGUUCUCAUUCAAAUUCGAGGAGAUUGUUCGGAAAGGGGGAUGGCAGCACCAAACGGGCCUUCGAGCAGAGGCCAUGCAGGACUCGAGCUCCACAUCAAAUUCCCGAUGCUGUCCAAAAGUCGGGAAUCAGAGAAAAUCAAAUUAUGAACAAAUGGUCAUACAUGUACGAUAUUCACGAAACAUCUCAGGCCAUGAAAGAUAUAGGAUGUGUAAGGAAGGUAAUAUGGGCAUGUGUUCUGUUCAGCUUAAAAGGAGUUAUAAAGCGUGAAUUCAAGUGUGCAGUCAAUAGAUUAGUUUGGAAAUAUGGAAAUUACUUAUAUAUUGAACAUGGUUUGGGAUUUCUAUGUAAACAUUUUGGCGUUAAACUAUG
Messenger RNA from Diospyros lotus (date-plum), 4251 nucleotides. RefSeq lists its product as uncharacterized. The coding region runs from base 347 to 3802 and encodes 1151 amino acids. Gene Ontology annotation, biological process: snRNA 3'-end processing. The transcript is spliced from 9 exons. Lineage: Eukaryota; Viridiplantae; Streptophyta; Magnoliopsida; Ericales; Ebenaceae. Gene Ontology annotation, cellular component: integrator complex. The record is from RefSeq and is a predicted model, not a curated record.